AUGCAGUCCCAUCUCACCAGACGGGUCUUCCAGGCACUCAUCAACAAUGAACCGCUUCGUUUCUCGCAAUGCCGUCGGUACCGUCUGCUACAUACCAUAGCUCCUCUACGUGUACGAGGUCCUCUCCCAGGUCUGCCGCAUAUGUCACGACGCACACUCUUCGCCUUUAAUCUGUCCCAAAACUCCGAGGGACAGUCGACCACGCUACCCUCCGAGAAAGGCCUGAAGCCAAUGGCGGAUUUGAUGAGGUCUCUCGUCGAUAGAAGCAGACCCCCUCCCAAUGACGUCCUCGCAAAGGCAUUUGAAGUAUUCUUUGCUACACGACUCGAAACACCAGGAACUAUCAAUCUUUUCCAAGCUCGCCACCUGAACAUCACGUGGAAACAUUUGAAGAAGCAACAACCCGAGCUGGAAGAAGACGAGUAUCAGAAUGUCUUUUCAAUUGAGAACCUUGAGAAGAUGCUGUAUGUGCUCAAUGAAUGUGAAAUUCCUCAGGAGGCUCGCGAGACUGUCCUGCGCCUCGGCCGAUUCGCAUAUAAUGAACUCUGCGCGGAUCAUGGAUUUGGCGCGAACAAGAUUAGCAGAGAAGCUAUUAUUCUCUACGUUAAUCUCACAGCCAUGAAUGGAAACCCCGAAGAAGCGAGACAUACAGUGCUGAAGUAUAUGGGCCAAUUGCGCAACGCCAAACCAUCGCCUUGGCUCACUGUGCUUAAGGGAUUUGCCCUGAAAGACGAUCUGCGGCCGGUCCGGAGAAUCGUCGAGGAAUUCGAGAAACAUGGCAACAAGUUUGACAGCAAUUCUCAUCUUGAACUGCUCAUAUUCCUCAUUGACCAGGACCAGCUUCAUGCAGUCCAGACUGUCUACAAUUUCUCGAUCUCCGACCAACCCGAACCUUCCCUGGCUGCAAAAGAGGCUGUCAUCAAGUAUUGUAUCUUUAAGUCUCAACUUGAAUGGGCUUCAACCAUUUACGAGACUCUGCCCCGUGAUCCCAGCCCGGAAACUGCGAGGAUCAUGCUGCUCUGGGAAGCAGCACAGGAGAGCGACGCUUCUAGUAUUGCAAUGAAGGUUGACACAUGGCUUGCAAAGAACCCCGGACUCGAGUCAUCCAUCACAAUUGAAGCUGUGAAUGAUUUGCUUCAGUUUGCCAAUGUUUUCGAGAGACCCCAAUUGGCUGCCGAAUUCAUGAAGCUGGCAGAACAAUGGGCCCUCACGCCGGAUGAGCACACUUACACUUUGCAAUUGGAAUCCCGCAUCCAGGCUGGUGAUGUCAAGGAAACCUUGAAGCUUUUGGAGGAGAAGGUCGACCCGAACUCCCUCACAACUGGAAAUCUACCCCUUGCCAACAAAUUGAUCACGAUGCUUUGCCGCUCCGAGGAAAAAGACGCUUUGUUCCAACAAAUUUCAUCCCUCCUCGACCCUCUCUUCCAGGACAAUGUUCGUCUUGAUCCCAAGACCGUUGCCGCAUUGACACACCUACUUCUCUAUCGCCACGACUUGGAGGCUGUCUCAGAUCUCUUACGUCCAAGGCUGGGAGACUACGACGAUGAAAUGAAAAUGUGGGUUCGAUCCGCGCUCACAGACUUCAUUCUGGACAUGAGUCAGUCCGAUACAGAGGCAUGGAACGUAUAUGAGCUUCUGAAAAUUGCAUUCCCAGAGACCGGUGUCCCGAUGCGAACCAAGAUCAUGUCCUCUUUCUUCGAACGCGAGCGCAGUGAUCUUGCCGUCCAGGUAUUUGGACAUAUGCGCCAGGCGGAGGAAUGGCCCCGUCGCCCCAGACCAGACACCUACGCCCGUUGCUUCCAAGGACUAUCUCGCACGGCCGAUGCCACCAACCUGGAACUUGUGCACAACAUGCUUAAGCUAGACACUGAAGUUGACCUGACUACCAGAAUUCUGAAUGGCCUAAUGAUGGCCUAUACUGCAUGCGAAAUGCCAGAGAAGAGUAUGGAUAUUUUCAGACAAAUUCUUCAGUCUGAACAAGGUCCUACUCGCCACACUAUCAGAAUAUUCUUCAAGGUCUGCGAGAAGCACCACACUGGUGCUCAAGAAGCCUUGAAAAUGAUUUCCAAAGUCAAGAAGCUAGAUAUCACCCUUGAUCGCCCGCUUUACUCGGCAUACAUGGAAGCCGUGGCAGCACAGUGCGAAUUCGAUCUGGCAACCGAGGCCAUCGACAACAUGGAAGCCGAGGUCGGAAUCCUUCCAACCAGUAAUACUAUCGGACUUUUCUACAACGCAAUCCCGUAUCAGUACUGGAAGGAUGAGGUUGAGAAGUGGGCAAUCCAGAAGUAUCCCGAGCUCUGGGAACAUCUGGUUAAGACGAAUCGCACUGAGCACGAAGAAGGACUCAAGUUCGAUGGCAUCAUCAAUGAGGUGGUGGUUUAG
Messenger RNA from Penicillium antarcticum, 2382 nucleotides. RefSeq lists its product as uncharacterized. The coding region runs from base 1 to 2382 and encodes 793 amino acids. The record is from RefSeq and is a predicted model, not a curated record. NCBI's taxonomy places the organism in Eukaryota, Fungi, Ascomycota, Eurotiomycetes, Eurotiales, Aspergillaceae. The transcript has 2 exons. Gene Ontology annotation, molecular function: protein binding.